Messenger RNA from Funneliformis caledonium, 1376 nucleotides. NCBI's taxonomy places the organism in Eukaryota, Fungi, Glomeromycota, Glomeromycetes, Glomerales, Glomeraceae. The record is from the annotation of a GenBank genome assembly.
AUGAAUAUGAUGGUGUCAAUGACUUUGAUCCAUCUGGAACAUCAGAAGAUACUUUUAACCUUUUAGCUGAUGACACACAAUCAUUUGUUUUAAAUGAGGAAGAGUCUUUAAAUAUGACUUUUGCAAACUGGAAAAAACUUGACGAAUGGCUUGAAAAUUAUGAAUUAGAACAAAGCUUUGCAUUUACGAUUACCCACAGUGAUAAAGAUAAGGAUGAUGCACAUACAAAUGAAAAUCGUAACAGAGGACAUAAUACAAAUAAUUGCAAGUUUCAUAUUAAUGCUUACUGUCGAAAAAAGGACAAUCUAGUUCACAUUACAAAGGUUGAGGGUGAGCAUAAUCAUGAAUUAGUAGAGAAUAUUAGAAUGGUUUCCCCUUGUUAUCGUAAACUUACUCCAGAAAUGCGUGAUGACAUAGCACUUCUCGCUACUUGUGGGGUGCGUGCUGGUGCAAUUAUUGAAAAAAACUUGGAAAAGCAUUUUCUUAGUAAGUAUCAUGGUGAAAAAUGGAACAAAUUUUUUGCAGCUUUUUGUUAUGCACGCAAUAGUCGAGUUGAAUCAAUUUUUGAAGAGAGAUGGGCUACAUUGUUGCAGGAAUAUCCUGAUGCCACUAGUUAUUUAGAGGCUUGGGUAUUGUGUUUUACACACCGUGCAUUUAAUGCUGGAAUACAAAGUACACAACGCAUAGAGUCAUACAAUAGUAUUAUUAAAAAUAAUGUUAAUGGGUCAUCUUCACUUACGGAGCUUGAGCAUACAAUUGAGAGGUUAUUAGCAAAAGAGAGCAAAUUUAUAAAGUUAAAUAAACCAUUGGUAACUGUUGAAUCACCAAGAGGCAUGUUUUCUGAAGAUAUGUUUGAUGCAUGUGUGAUAGAACUCACGCAGUUAAUUGCAGAUUCAACACUUUCAAAUAUAUCAGCAAUUUCAUUGUUAUCAAAUAAUGGAUUUGGUACAGUAGAACAUGCAGUAGAAUUGGAUUUCUCUUAUUUAGAAAGCAUCCGCGGAUGUCAUCUUAUCAAAGAGAUGGAAUCUGAAGUGACUCAAAUUGUGCAAGGCAAUGAAACUACUAAAUUUGCUUGUACUAUUAGCAACCCAAUCAGCAUUAGAAAGAAAGGUCGAAAGCCCAAAAAUGUGAGUGGGAAUCAUAAAGGCAAAAAAAGACAAGUGGUUGAAUGUAAUCAGAAUAAAGAAAAUAGCAUUUAUGAUAAUGAAGAAUUGCCACAUAAAAGGCUUCGAAAAGCAUUACAAGAUAAUUUAAAUACAGUGAAUUUGGAAAUAAAUGAGAAUGUAGAAGGCGAAAGUAGUAAAAGCACAUUUAGACGAUGUGGAAUUUGUAGCCAAAAAGGCUAUAAUGCACGAACUUGCUCAAAUAACAAUUGA